AAAUACAUUUUUGUGAACCUGCCAAAGACUAGCGGAGACGACGAAGCUGGUAGAUAUAGCAGUGGUACGUAGACUAUCACUUUACAUGAUUUAGAGGCGAAUAACAAGAAAACUGACACCGGGAGCGUCAAAACACAAAUAAAAACACCAGCAAAUGCUGCAUAAGGAAAAAGCACCUGGCUUAGCAAGCCAAGGUUAGACCUGCUGGUGUUAUGACCGCUGCCUACCCUGCCAAGGCUGAUAUGAUGUGCAGCAACUAAACAAAUAUUGAAGUGUGAAUAUCAGAUGCCCGGUCAACCUGAUGGCUUGAAACCCAGAAAGAGGAAGAGCAGCUCUGAGGUCAAAAGCUCCAGAAAGGCCUCUGCUACAAGGAGGAGAUGUACACAAAGUCCAAAGACACACUCGUCAGCAGAGAGCACAUCUGUAGUCGGUGGUUUAAGUAAAGUAGACGCACCUCAAGAGAGACUCUCCAGCAUCAGCUGCGAAUGCACUCUGACCGCAGGCCGGAGGAGAUGCCUGGCAUCACCGGAGCUCGAAGGACAGGAGGGCAAAGAGAAUGAACUCAGGACAGGGCUGGAUAUGGACAGCUGCAGACUGAAUAAUAUCUUUGACAAACAGGAGUCUGAGGACAUGGAAUGUGAAGAUUCUGUCAGACACAUGUUCCCAGAUGACGACAGUAAUCAGAUUCUUCCUGUGGAGCAGUUCUUUGGAAACUUGGAUACAGUACAGGACUUCCCUCAGAGGUCAUCAGCCUCUUCUGCCCGUGUUCAGAGGGAGAACGGGAGACGACACUACUUCGCACUGGAGGACAGUGACGAAGAGGAGCUAGACUUCAGCACUAUGCAGAAAGGAGACGGAGGGGGCAUUCAGUGACAAGGAGCUGCACUAAUGAAUGUAGUGGACUCAUUGUCUUACCCCGUGGAAGGACAUUAAACCCCUCAGAACUGAAGAAAAAUCAGCCAAAUUAAACUUUAAGUGGGAUUGAGGCUAGCGUUGACUUGCUGUAGCUAAAUAAGCUGUAGGCCAAACAAACAUUAUCUGCCAUAAAUUUGCUCUUAGUAGCUCACAAAGGGCUUAAGUGGCUUUUUUUGCACUCAGAAAUCGAGCAUUAAAUUUGUUGUUAAACAUUUACCAAAAGUAUUGACGGUUAGCAGUUUGAAAGCAAGUCCUUGAUUGGCUGUCUAAAUACCAAAAACUGCUCUGUAGUAUUCAACCACUUACAUGUGGCAUGAUGUCAGAGUAAUAUUUCUGAUAUUUUGUAAGGUUGCCACAGUAAUGGUGCUCAUAGUCAUCAGUAAGGAACAUAUUUAGUGUGUAAAUACUACAUAAUGAUUUAAUAUUUAUAGAUUAAAUUCUGCCCCUGGUUCAGUCACCUUUGGUUUUAGCUCGAGCAGUGGUUCUCAACCGGUGGAGCGGGACCCGAAAGUGGGUCACUGAGCCCUUUUCAGUGGGUCACAAAAGGACGUCUUGGGAAAAAAAAAAUCAGUGUCAAAAAGUCUAAAAAAUAUUGUUGUUUUUCUAACUCUGUUGUUGAACAUGUUUUAGUAUACAAUCUAAAUAGCACAAUUUUCAUUAAUAACAUUUGAGAGGUUAACUUUUUUCAGGAAUUUGGGUUGCAAUUUCUCCUCAAUGGGUUUGUGGUGGGUCCCGAGACUCGACCAGUCAAGAACCACUGAGCUAUAGGGUGUGUUGGAAAAGCACUUUAUUUAAACAAAUCCGUCCACAGCACACCAUAAAAUACUUCAAAAUGUGAGGUCAGGUGUGCAGGUUGAGAUAUUAGUCAGAGUGAUGCCAAAUAGUGCUGGAUCAAAACAAAACACGUCAUACGCAUCUAUAAAUAAGAACAUUAAAAAUGAAAGAUGCAGAAGUCAAACAGAGAAGAACUCGUGAUAGAUUUCAUGUUCUGGUUUCAGACUGUAAACAAUUUCAGACAGAAGGUAAUGCAUGCAUGCCAAAGAAGAGUUUCAUUAUGAGAGCUUUUAAUAGACAACGAACAAGCCAUUGUUGACUUACACUCACAGUUUCAUCAUCAACACGUCUUUGUGUGAUCAUCUUAUUGGCAGCUGGUUAGAUAAAACACAUCUGUAUAUUUGCAUACAAAACAAUACAGAAGAUAUUUUCCCUUGAUUUUUCUGUGAAGCUCAUACUUCCAAACACAGUAAAAUUAGAUAUAUUAAACAAAUCAUGGACUAAAACGCUGUUUCUCUAACAUCCUGUGUUUAAGCACAACGAUGACGACUCAAAGUGAGUCCCAGAUGUCUCACUUUGAGGUUUAAAGUAAAUGCACUUGAGCUGUUCACAGUUUUUGUAGUAUUUUGUAUAUACGUUGAUGUGACAAUCCAAUCAAAUGUUUUAUAUAUUUUUACCGCCUUAUUUAUGCAAAAAAAAAAAAAGCUUUUCAUAUUCGUCUAUGCAACUUUGUGCCUCAUUCUUCAAGCAUUGUAUAAUCAGUUCAUGCAGUUUACAUCAUUGUGC
Messenger RNA from Labrus mixtus (cuckoo wrasse), 2475 nucleotides. It is a transcript of the gene c15h1orf174, whose product is annotated as chromosome 15 C1orf174 homolog. The coding region runs from base 286 to 873 and encodes 195 amino acids. NCBI's taxonomy places the organism in Eukaryota, Metazoa, Chordata, Actinopteri, Labriformes, Labridae. The record is from RefSeq and is a predicted model, not a curated record. The transcript is spliced from 5 exons.